Messenger RNA from Aplosporella prunicola CBS 121167, 864 nucleotides. RefSeq lists its product as uncharacterized. The coding region runs from base 183 to 377 and encodes 64 amino acids. Lineage: Eukaryota; Fungi; Ascomycota; Dothideomycetes; Botryosphaeriales; Aplosporellaceae. The record is from RefSeq and is a predicted model, not a curated record. The transcript has a single exon.
CUGUAGGGAUCCACUGGCAGCGAGAAGAAAAGAGCACACACGGUUUGCAACGAAACGGCCACGCACGGCCCAGACCUUUAUACCUGCUGAGUCGGCAGUCCAGGGCGCGUGUGGAGCCCGCCAAGGUGGCAAGCUACCCACUCGUCGUGCUCACCUCCGCAACGGCAAGCAGGGCAACCACGAUGGAGCGAGCGAGCCUGUGCGUGGUAGCACGCUGCGCGUCACACCUCGCGUCUCCUCUCUUUUUCUCUCUCUGCAUGCUCGUCAUCGUCUUCGAGGCGUGCAACGCUUACCGAAGCCCAGAGAGAAAGAGAGAGGGAUUGGUCCGUCCACCGCUUAGGCGCGUGAUCCGCCACUGCUGCUGCUCUGGUGUUUGAGGAAUGCUGGCGCGCUGGAUCAGGCUGGGCGUGUUCGACGCUGCCCAGCCCAAGUGACGCGGAACCAAUAUUCCUGUCCGCGGCGAAUCGUCAUUGCCGGCGUGGUGUUUCACGCCGUCUAUGCGUCGACUCCAAGCUCAGAGGGAAGGAGGCGUAAGAGCAUGAGUAGAAUCCGCUUCAAUCGAUCCGAUGCGUCUGGACAAGAUACUAGCUCGCCAGGACGCAGCAUUGUCGACUCUCGCGCCGGACAAGACAGCCGCGCGAAUGGAAUGGGGGGCCUCGUCUCAAAGCAAAAAAGAAUCCAGAGGUAACUAGAGCAGGCGCCUCGCGAUCAGGAAGUUCCUGGGCAGCGGAGCUAGGCCCAAAUGGAGGCCUGUCAGACGCGGCGGCCCGCGGCGUACGCGACCCGCGUACCAGGCACUGGGUGCGCAAGACAAAGCCGCCGCAUUCGGCACAACUGCAGCCACCGACACUGUGGUCCUCCGGC